Molecule: messenger RNA, 831 nt
Organism: Ilex paraguariensis (yerba mate)
Lineage: Eukaryota; Viridiplantae; Streptophyta; Magnoliopsida; Aquifoliales; Aquifoliaceae
Source: the annotation of a GenBank genome assembly
AUGACAGAGCCAGCAGCUUGUAAAGAGGACAAGCUUCCGGAGCCAGCUGCCCUGAAGAAAGUUCAGAAAGAGUGGACUUGUGCUCUAUGCCAGGUGACAACCGCAUGUGAGGCAAACUUGAACAGCCAUCUUCAAGGGCAGAAACAUAGGGCAACGUUGGAUGAGCUCAAAGCUAGUAAGCAGGCAGCCAAAAACACGGGUUCUUCAUGUUUGACACCAAACAAAUCAGAUCAAGCCAAAAAGGAGUCAAUCAAGUGUGUAUCUAGGGAUAAGCCAAGCAAAUAUAAGACUGCAGAACAAGAGUUAAAAAUGCCGGUGAAUAGCAGCAACAGUGAGCAAUUUAAGCAGAGAAGUACUAAUACUAGUAAUGCUGGGACGAAGCUGUCUAAACGGUGGUGCAGUAUCUGUGAUGUAAGGUUCCCCGGAGAGAUUGACAUGGCCGCUCACCUCAAUGGAAGUAAGCACUUGUCUCGGAUUAAAGAGAUGUUAGAUCUUUGUGGUGGCGAAAAAGGGUGGGAGUGUGGUAUCUGUAAUGUAAGGUGUUCCGCAGAGAGUGUCAUGGUUGGUCAUAUUAAUGGAAAGAAGCACUUUUCCCGGGUUGAACAGAUGCUCAAUCCAGUAGGUGGCCAACCGGGGCUUUGCAGUAUCUGUAAUAUGCUCAAUCCUGUAGGUGGCCAACCGGGGUUUUGCAGUAUCUGUAAUGUAAGGUGUUCCGGAGAGAUUGACAUGGCUGCUCACCUUAAUGGAGGGAAGCACUUGUCCCGGAUUCAAGAGAUGAUCAAUCCUCUGGUGGUGGCCAAUAAGGAUGGGAUUAAGGUGGUGGCUCAGUAG